UCACUUUCCUUUUGAGCAUUCUCGGUCCACCAGCUGCAGUCAGUCGCUCUUGAGCCUCUGCUCGGGCCGAAUCGCCAUCGAUAUUGCGCUCAUCGUACAACAGUUCUAUUGAUUGCGGUUGAUAUAGUCAAAUAACUUGUUUACAUCGAAACGAUCAAUGCAAUUAGACAGCGCCAGGUCUUGUGUGUGUUUGGUGUUGUUGUUCAUCGUAGCGACCACCGGUAGCAAAAUGACGCACUGGUUACAACAAGACUCUACCUCUGAGCAACCAGACGAAGAUCCUUUUUUAACGGCAGAUGCUUUGUGGAGAGUGAAAAGGAUCGUGACCAAGACAUCUUCAACGGCGAUGAAGGAUCGGAUGGCGGCCGUCGGAGCAUCGGUCGAGAGAUCCACCACGCUCCGUUCUCAUUUAGUAACGCUGAUCAGCAUGCUGCGCAAAGACGGCGGUUUCAGUGAUUCGGCCAAAGAUCGCGAUCCUGCGUGGAAAGCGACAGACAUCCGCCUGGCCACCCAUUUAGUGGCCGCGUAUUAUUUACUGAAAGACAACGGCUUCAAACCAGCGCAGGCUGGCAGAAGAUUAAAAGGCAACAGCGACGAUGAUCGCCUUCUUGAUUUUAUGGCCGCCUGUUUUGUUUUGUUCAGCAAACAUUCGGGCUUUAUCCGGCUGCCGGAUGCGAAACAUUCCGAGGCAUUAUCGCCCGAGGAAGAAGAUGAUUUUCUGCGCGAGCUUACUGCCCUCUUCUUUGUUCUGUCCAGUGGUGGUGAUGUGUUUAAGAUGCUCACUUCUACCGUGGGCGCCAAGGAAGCUGGCGGCGACCUCAUCCAUCAGCGGCAGGUGGCGGUGGAUUUUUCUGUGAAGCUCAGUCAAGCCAAUGGUCUCAAAUUGCCAUUCAAAGGAUGCGGAGAGAAUCGAGAUGAAGGCAAGCGAGGUCAAAACGACUGGCCAUGGAUGGUCGCAUUGUUGGCGUCUAAUCAAAACAACCGUCUCUUUUGUGGGGGAGUUCUCAUUAACGAGUGGUUCGUCCUUACAGCCGCCCACUGUUUAAACGAUAAACGAAUAGAGGAAGUCACCGUCAGACUGGGCGAAUUUCACUUCGGAUGGCCCAACAACGACCGGCGGGAUCACGACGUAGAAACGAUUCAACUGCACGAAAAGUUCAAUAAAACUUCGUUCGACAACGACAUCGCCGUCAUAAAACUUUCGGAUAGAGCUGACAUGAGUGACAGAGCCGGACGUAGUGGUAACAUUUGGCCCAUAUGUUUACCACCUCCGGGAGUUCAAUUAGAAAACAAGAACGGCUACGUUGCCGGUUGGGGCAAGACAUCGCACGGUGGUUACCCCAGCGAAGUUUUACUGGACGCCAAUCUGCCCAUUUGGAGACGUGACGAGUGUGAGCAAGUGUUCCACAUUAGACAAGAUCCAAUCGACUAUCGAUAUCAGUUCUGUGCCGGACCAAAAGACGGCGGUGAAGAUGCGUGCGAUGGCGAUUCAGGUGGACCUCUUAUGUACAAAAUGGAAUCAGGUCGGUGGGCGGUAGUCGGCAUCGUUUCCUGGGGCAUCGACGGAAAGUGUGCGGUGGCUGGACAACCAGGUGUCUACACCAGAGUAUCGGCUUAUUCCGAUUGGAUCUACCGCCAAAUAUCAUCCAAUUAACGUUUGGGAAAUGAUUCAAUUUUCCUAAAUUUGUCUUUUUCCUUCAAUGUUAGUAUCUGCCAUGGCCAGCACGAGUUCCCUGUUAUGUUAUUUAUGUCGUACUCAUCGUCAGCAAUUUCCAUACACGCGCAUUCUUCUUAAGAACAUUGUUGUCUUUUUGUAUACUGAAAAAAAAAAGCCCCAAUAAAAUCUUGAAACAUG
This is a messenger RNA of Daphnia magna, 1855 nucleotides long. Its product is annotated as serine protease 30. The transcript has 7 exons. NCBI's taxonomy places the organism in Eukaryota, Metazoa, Arthropoda, Branchiopoda, Diplostraca, Daphniidae. The record is from RefSeq and is a predicted model, not a curated record. The coding region runs from base 158 to 1654 and encodes 498 amino acids. Gene Ontology annotation, biological process: proteolysis. Gene Ontology annotation, molecular function: serine-type endopeptidase activity.